ACAGCUGAGCCUGAGUGGGGAUUCUCCGACUAACACAGCUGAGCCUGAGUGGGGAUUCUCCGACUAACACAGAGUCAGUUGGUUAGAGAAAUACAAUUUACAGUGUGCGCCGUUGAAGCAGAUAUAUAUGUAUAAUAGACCAAACAGUUUCAUUACACCCCUGUUGUGCAAUUAUCAACGACUUACUAAAUUACACCCACUGGGUGUGAAGAGUUGACCAGAAUGGGCUGUUUGACCUGUUGCGAUGCCGUGUACCAGAUCCCGACACGGAUUAUGUGCUUCGUCCUAGUAAUGGUACAGGGUGGUAUCCUUGAUUACUACCUUGUCAACAACAAGAACAUCUACUGGUACGCCUGGGUGGCAGCUGAUGUCGCCCUUGGACUCGUCUUUGUCAUGACCUUCAUCAUAUCCUACCGACACCUGAGCGUUGUCCAUCAAUCCCGUGACUCUGCUUCUUCGCCGGUCCAGACAGGUAGCCUCCCUCUCGGCUACUUCGCCUGGUUUGUAUAUUCAUUAUUCCUCGGAGCACGAGUGUUCAUCAUAUACCGAGAUGUCGCUUGGACGUUAAAUGAAACCAAUGUUUUUGGUCCCAACGCCCUCAAGAUAACAGUUUCUGGUACCGGCUUUGUGUUUCUGUUGUUAUUAAUGACACACCACGAUGCCGUUCCUGGUACCACCAGGAAGAGCUACAUAGAGGAACUAACGGGAACUGUUGUGUUUGAUGUGCUCGAUGCAAUCGAUGUCUUAAACAUUUUUUUCAAUAAAUCACAAAUAGACGAGUUACCAGACGAACUGGAGAUCUCAAUCCUUGUCAUUGCGUGUGUGAAUUUUCUUGUGCCUAUUUUCCCGUUGAUGACAUUAAGUCGAAUGCACUAUGGACACAAACCUCUAUCACACUGUCUGUUUGUGUUACACAAACUAAGUCUCGUGUUCCUGAUCAACCUGCCUUUGUUUAUUGUGAGGAUGUUAUUGUGGCAUGUCCACAGCAAUGAUAUAUCCAUAUUUCCCAUGAAAAACCUCAUCAUGAUUUUCCUGGUGUUUCACGACCUUUACGACAAGCGUCGAGCCAGUGCGCGACCAAAACAUGUGAAUUACAUUGAGGAGAAAGACCAGAGCCAGAUAGAAGAACUUGAGGAAAAUAAAGCAAUGUUUACUGUCGAAAGUACUAAAUAGGAUCACUUCAAGAUUUUUGACAAAAAAUAUUUAUUAUGGGAUCCAGAUGUAUUCAAAAUGAUGCCAGAGGUUAAAAGGAAACCUGGCUGCGGGAUUAUGAAUGUGUCUAAUAGACUAUAAUUGUAAGUCAGAAUUUCAAUUGUUUAUUAAUUAUUAUAAUGUUUACAUGCUUCUCUUGGAAACUAGUCAAAACUAGAGAAAGAAUGCAUUUUCACUGAAAUAUGUUUAGAAUAACCCUGAAAAAAAAAAAUCAGAAUUUAUUGUAUAUGGUAAUCAUGGGACCAGAACUGAAGUAUUGAAAAUCUGUAAGCAGCUGUUGUUACUUUUGCAAUUUUGAAUUCAUCCAGUUGAGUUGUUUGGAGGAUGAUCUUAAAAAUGGAAUGAUUUACAGUCGGUAGUUUGAUUUAAGAAAAUAUUAAUUGUGUGAAUUCAUAACCAGAAUCAUUGAAAUGAUACAUGUACGUGUUCUGAGUGUAAGAACUGAGCAGGGCUAGACUGGGAUUCAAACACUGCAAGGGCUCCAGAUUGUUAAACUAUCGUUCUAACCGAUUGGCAAAGUCGUCAUUCAGUUAUAUCCAAUGGAAGUUAAGAGGAGACUAUUGUAUGUACGAAAAAACACACAGUGCAGUGGGACAGGGAUCCUUAAGUACUUAUAGAUGGUUAAAAGUUAACAAGAAAACAAAUAGUUUUUUUAAUAAGGAAAAAAUAAAUCACAUUUCUGAUUUACUUACCAGAUUUUUUCAUAUUUUUUAAUAAUUGUUUUGUUCUGCAAAUAACUGAUAGAAGCUUUGUAGUGUACAAAUUGAGCAUGGACUAGGAAAGAAAAUUAGAUCUGGCCAGAUCAAAUGUGAUCAGUGUGUUAAAUUCGUGAUUUCAAUAAGUUAUAUCCCCCACUUCUAAAGUUCAUGUUGUCUUAAAAGUUUUUAAAGAAAUGUGUUUGUGAUGAAUGAUUACCAAAUAAUACAGUACACAAUAUUCGUUUUCACUGCCGCUGAUAAUCCAGAAAGCUCACAGUCCAGACAAGCUAUGUUUGGAUCUGGUAUCCUUUCUUGUAUAAUUAUACAUAAUUGGUUCGUUUACAUGUAGAACGGAAACUGGAAAUUCAAAUUUGUUUUAGAAACCAUACAGUGUAGUAUUUAAUAUGUUACAUUUACGCUAUGAUUUGUAAGUCCCUAUACAAACACUACCAGAAAACAUUGAGUUUAAAGGGUUAUACAACGGGGAUCAGUGUCAUUUUGAUGUUUCUCUUUGCCUCCCAUAUCAUUAAACCACCAUAAGUUGCAAACAUUUAGGUGAUGUGUGGCUAUUCCAGGAAUAUUGUUUGACUUAUGAUACAUACUUUUCAAUACUGCUGAUAUUGAGGAAUAUUCAUAUCUGAAUCACUAAUCAAUAUAAAUUUGGACCUUUAAACCAUUGAUAUUAAGAGUUCCUUAGAAACCCAAUACUAUAGUACUGCUGAUUAUUGAAGUAUAGAAUCCUAUGCCUAGUGCAUUUGUGUAUACAUUAAUUCUUUGUUACAAUGUCUGCUUUAAAGAUCUGUUUGUUAUAAUUUUGAGUAAUUUAAGCAUUAUCAUUAAUAAUUAUCAUGCUUUUCUUUUGGUUGAAAUUAAAGAUGUCAUUAAAAAUUGAAAAUGCAUUUUAUGGUAGAUAUAAUCUGAUACACUUCAAAAAUUAUGCAGAUGGCAUAUAAACUGAACCAGGUUUAUGAGAUUUGUAUGAAUGUAUUUACGAGUUUGCCAUGACAUAAUCCAGGGGUGCAGAGAAUGUAAACGAAGCGAACAUAACCCCUGGAGUUUCAAGGAUGAUAGCCAAAGGGCCAACACAUUAUCUCCGUCUCCAAGUAGGAUGUGACAGCUUAUAACAUGACAAUGAAAUAACAUUUUGUGGCAUUUUUACUGAUGUUUAUUAGGUAUGGGUGGGCUUAACCAGGUAUGGGAUUAUUUCUGGAAAAAUACAACAAUCAAAUAAACUACGUAAAUUGCAUGGGAAGUAAAAUUUGUUAUGCUAAACUAUGAGCUCUAUGACAGCUAGACUUCAGGAUCAUAAGUAAAAUAAUUGCAAAAAAAUAACUUGAAGUCUUGAACUGAAUAAUAU
Molecule: messenger RNA, 3267 nt
Organism: Mizuhopecten yessoensis (Yesso scallop)
Lineage: Eukaryota; Metazoa; Mollusca; Bivalvia; Pectinida; Pectinidae
Exons: 1
Coding region: 223-1173 (316 amino acids)
Source: RefSeq, a predicted model, not a curated record